Messenger RNA from Notolabrus celidotus (New Zealand spotty), 1822 nucleotides. It is a transcript of the gene hint2, whose product is annotated as histidine triad nucleotide binding protein 2. Gene Ontology annotation, molecular function: hydrolase activity. Gene Ontology annotation, cellular component: cytoplasm; mitochondrion. Lineage: Eukaryota; Metazoa; Chordata; Actinopteri; Labriformes; Labridae. The transcript has 5 exons. The record is from RefSeq and is a predicted model, not a curated record. Bases 629 to 1258 code for a protein of 209 amino acids.
AAUGAAGCUAGUUUAAGCACGUCAAAAUCCAUAUUCAACAUAUAUAUUUUAUGGAGCCAAUGUUAGCAUCGUUUCUAGCAUAGGGGGAACGUUGGGGCUCUUGAACACACCCUUGUAGACGUUGGUACAGUGCUCCCUUUGCAUACAAUGAUAAAUGUCGGACAUUUCACAUUCAUGAAAAUGGUUUGACUUAUUGAGGGUAGAUUUUUAUUUCCACUUGUGAAACUUGAAUACGAUUAACAGCGAUGUAAUGUGUUACAACUGAUAGGCUGAAAAUGAACUUUUGAUUCGUAUUUCACUGAGUUGCAGGGUUUAGUUUACAGUUGUGUUUGACUUUUACGGCUGAAAUCAACACUGUUUGUACAAAUAUCGUCCUUUCAAUUCAACUUCUGAUACAACAACAUCUUCAGGCUUCUGUAGAGGUGUAUGCUUUCGCUGUAGCGUACAACACAUUUAGGGAAGUCGUAUUUUACACGCUGUAAGACAGGUAGGUUGUUAAAAAUACCGAUAUACCUGAAGGCAACACUAACAUACAGUGCAGAGUUUUCGUGACCCAGCUUGGUGACUGUGCUGCUGCUGCCAAAAGUGGAAAUAAAAACCAAUUUAUUAAGGUUACAAACAUCUAGCUAUGUAUUUUCGUCAGAUUUUGCGAACAUGGAUCAUUGGGACCAGAGUUGCUCACCUUAACCGUGUGCACCGCGUUGUUCGAGUUGAGGUAUCUGCUCUUGUAAACCGACUGAUUAUUAUAAGCAUUUUAUUUAUGUUGACAGCCGCAGAACAUGUGGGCAACAAGUGUCCUACCAGCCUUGGUGGUGGCUGUGGAAAACCCGCUGCACCCAACCACGGAAAGAGACCACUGUGCACUAAAAGUGACGAGGUGAGACUGGCAGAGGAGGCCAGCAAGAAAUAUGGCUCCCCAGCUCCAACCAUCUUCUCCAAAGUGAUUGACAAAAGCAUCCCAGCAGAUAUAAUUUAUGAAGAUGACAAGUGUUUGGCAUUCAGAGAUAUCAGCCCACAGGCCCCUGUUCACUUUCUGGUUAUUCCAAGGGUCCCAAUUCCCAGAAUAAGUGAGGCCAAAGAUGAUGAAGCUGAGCUCUUGGGACAUUUGUUGGUUGUGGCCAAAAAUCUGGCCAAACAAGAAUCUCUAAAUGAAGGAUAUAGAGUGGUGGUCAAUGAUGGAAAGCACGGUGCUCAGUCAGUUUAUCAUCUUCACAUUCACGUCCUGGGAGGAAGACAGAUGACAUGGCCGCCAGGAUAAUGCUUUGUUUUAGUAUGUCUGUUUCGUGUUUUCUCUCUCCGGGCCAUUUUAGAUAUUCAAUCUCAUGAUCUUGACUUGAUUUCUGAUGUUGGAGGUAGAUCAUCCUUAAAUUGGGAUACUUGUCCUCUUUUCUCUGCUAAAGAUUUGCAUCGACACCCAGAAUAUAAAUGUAAAUAUGUAGAUUUUGACUCGUGUAAAAAGAAAUGGAAGGAAGUUAUGUUUGAUGUCGCUGCACUCAAGAAAUAAAAACACCAUUUCUAAUUUGGAGAUCUGACACUCAGCUCAGUUUGUUAAUCUUACAUAAUCCAGUAAUUACAGCAAAUGCUUGUUUAUGUACUCGUAACAAUAACAGAUUCUUAUCAGUUGAUAGUGCAGACACCUCCAGUAGCAAAAUGAUCCUGAAAUAAACUUAGAUUUUUGACAUUAUUCUGGAUUGUAUAAUUUUGAACCAGUAACAGUCACUGGGAAAGAAGCACCUUUGACCUCAGUCUGUGGCUUAUGGGGUGAUCACUGUUUCAAAAUAAACCACAGACAUCUUUAAGUUGUCUGCGUGACGUUCAGAAA